Molecule: messenger RNA, 3844 nt
Organism: Pomacea canaliculata
Lineage: Eukaryota; Metazoa; Mollusca; Gastropoda; Architaenioglossa; Ampullariidae
Product: tripartite motif-containing protein 2-like
Exons: 3
Coding region: 1626-3050 (474 amino acids)
Biological process (GO): positive regulation of DNA-templated transcription
Cellular component (GO): chromatin; nucleoplasm
Molecular function (GO): zinc ion binding; ubiquitin-protein transferase activity
Source: RefSeq, a predicted model, not a curated record
CCUAUGUAAGCAUACACAGGUUUAGUAGUUUUCCAUGAAAGCUGUAUAUGUUGCAUCACCAUAGGCAUAGAGGGUAAAAAAAAUUUGUUUACUGUGGUAUAAAAAAGAGCAUAAUAAAUAAAGGAGGAAUUUUUGAAUGUACUUUACAGUGCAGCAGGUAUUUGUCACAGUUACCGACUAAGAAGUGAUUGACAUUAUGACAAGAUGUUGACAGGGUCUUUUUGUGGGGGAGGGGAGGGAAUGAACAGGACUUUAAAUACAUCAAAGUAGGCGGAGUAUGGGGUGAUUUGAACAAGAAGCUAACAGUACUGUACCCCAUGAUCUUUGUGUGCUUUAUUACAUAAUGCUUAGGGCUAAAAGACAGUCAUGUUGGCAUCUAAUGCGGUGUCAGAAUUGUUUCUUGUCCAGAACUGUCUUCAGUAUUGGCGUGCACAUCUUAUCUGAAUAUAGCUGUUCAUUUGCAUUAUUUUGGCAAUUUCUUAUAGACUUCAAUGUUGUUAUUAUUAUGAAACAGUGUGUAGUGUUUAUCAUUGUAAAUUGUCAACAGCAGCAAACAGUACAAGUCACAUGCUUUUGCAUGUAAUACUUAAGUCAGUGGGAAAAAACCGAAAAAAAUUGUGGUAGUAGUUUGCAUGCCUUUGUGAACUCACCGUGUGCCUGCAGCACCUGUACAGAUCUGCACACCUGUAUCAGAUAUUGAUCACAGGUGAACUAUCGCUUGUCACUGGAUUGCUCUAGUUUCUUACGAUUCGCCGAAUAGCGAAUAAAGGCAUUCAAGUGACAAUCAAAAGGAAAGUAGUCACAAUUAUUCCGUUUAACACACUGUAGAAUGGACGAGAAUAGCCACGUAUAAUAAAAUGUGGAGGGAAAUAUUGAGCGUGCCAGCGACUGGUACCAUUUUAGAUUACUUCGCGGAAUUUUUUUUUUUUUUUUUUUUUUGGGGGGGGGCAACAGAAGCAUCUGUGAGGGAAUCUAGUCAUGUGGAACAGCAAAGCUAGGUUUAUGGAUUGCUUGUACAUGUUACCGGUGGCACUGGGCUAUGUCAACAAAAGCUUUAAAGAGGUUUCUUUCUUACGACACCACGUAUCUCCAACAGAAUGUCAGCGUUUAACGACCCCUCUAAACUGUCCCGUCAUACCUUUCUCCCUUCCCAAAAGCCCCAUCAUAUUUCUGAGCUGGGUUUUACCUGCAGGGCAGGGCUUGUGUGGGCUGGGUUGGAGACCUCCACUGCACUAGCACGAAAACAGGUAAAGAGGAUUGUGAAAUCAUUAAAUGAUCUAACACGGCUUUUCAUGAAAGUGACAAUGAAAUUUUAUAUAUGUAUAGGUGUGUAUAACAAAUUGUGUCCAUAUUAUAUGCAGUACUGUUCUUUAUAUUAAUAUGUUCAUUUAUGUUCGGUUUAUUCUUUUGUAGAGUUUGUAGGUGUGUCGCAAAUGCUGGCAAGAGAUACUUUUUCAUGCUUUUGGGUGUUAUGAUUCUAAGCUUUUAAUGGAGUGUUUAAACAGAAAAAAACAAACACACACAGACGCAUAUGUAACACACGUAUGUAUAUAUAUACUGUGCCUGUCUAUAUCGAGUUCUUUUCAUUUCAGGACUAACGCACAAAGGCAUUAUAGUACACAAACAUGGAAGCCUCGUCUUCAGCGGCUGAGAAACAUAAUAUAUACUGCACAGUGUGCACAGAGGUCUUCAGGUCACCGAGAUUUCUCCCUUGUCAUCAUUCUUUCUGUCUGUCUUGUCUGGAGAAGCUGGCAAAUAAACAUGGAAACGUUAUCACUUGUCCCAACUGUAGAAAACCUGCUAAUCUACCUCCUGGUGGAGUGAAAAAUCUACAACGCAACUUUUACCUCUCGGAGGAGGAGUUGGAGUUUGCGCGCAGUGCCGGAAGUGACGCAAUGUGUCCUGUCCACCCCGAACUGGGCGUUACCUUACACUGUAGCCAGUGCGACCUAAACCUCUGCAGCAUGUGCAAAACAGCGUACCAUGAAGGGCACGUUGUGGAAGAGCUUUCCCAGCUGGCCACUCGCAGUAAGGAAGCCAUAGGGAGAGAGCUUCGGCGUCUGGAGGACUACAUCAGAAGCCUGACAGAGAAGACACAAAUGUUUCAAGGCAACGAGAAGAGGGCCCGACAGGCGAGAGCUAAAGUACACGAGCAGAUCGAAGCCCGCCACGAGGAGGUAGUGACCAUGGCAGGUAAACAUCGCGACCAGGCGCUGAAAGAACUGCAGGAAAUGUCUGACGGUCUGGAGAAAGAUUUAGGUACCGUUACCAAGCGAGUACAAGAAGAGCUGAACUCUCUGCAACAGCUCCAAGCCCGCGCUCAACGGGCGCUGAGUUCUUCGGCCUGUAACACGGAGGUCCUGCAGGUGGAGAGAGAGAUGACACGGGGUGGACGCAUCAAGCGGGUGAGAGACCUUGAAGCUGGGCUGCCUGACACGAGUUACUGCCCUGUACUCAGCAGCAAUGUCAAUGACCCUCAGGAAAACAUCAAGAGAUUCAUCGGGUCACCAGUCAGACAGAAGGUCGUCAACGUUAGCCGCAUCGGUCGGUGUGGUGAUGGAGAAUGUCACGAAGUGCACGCUGUGCGGGAGAAGGAGAACGGCAUAGUCGAGGUGUUUUAUGGGGUAAGUGGAGACGACUUCUCCAAGGAGAAGGGAGUUUGGUUUUUGCCCAACGGCUCUAAAGGUCAGGAAACUGAAUACAAAAGGCGUGUAUCAUGUGUUGGACAUAAGAGUCACAUAUACAGAUGGACAGACUCAUCGGCAAGAACGUUUGGGUCCAAGGGUGACCGGAUGUUUAGAAUAUACCAGUUUCCAGCUGGUCACUGUGUUAUACAGUCUAUGGAGCUGAGACAGGAAAGAGGAACGGAGAAGUGCUGCGCUAGGGAAACUUUGAUGCGCCCGAAAGUACGUAGGAUACACAACUUUGAUUCAAAUACUGGUGCCAUUGUUAGGCCGACAGCUUUGAACCUUGACCGCAACAGAUAUUUGCUUAUUGGAUGUGGUGAUGGCUCUGUCUUAAGAUGUCUUGUCAAAGUCUUUGACAUGUAGUAAGGUGAGACAACCUCAGGGUCUGACCCGAAAUUAAAGAAGGUCUUCUUGGACAUAUUUUGUCAGUCAUCCCAUGUACGACAUGUACAAGAGCUUGUUUGACACGAGCUGCAGAUGAGUUUUUGCGUAACAUGUACAAUGCUACAUGAAAAUACUUGGGCAGCUCUAAUUUAAAAAUAGCUACUUUUUGUGGUAGGUAGGCCAAUUAUAUCACUUUUAUUCUUUUGAAGGAUGUUUGAAGCGGCAUUGCAGUUAGGCGAAGAACAUAACUUGGAAUUUUUUCAGCUGGGAUAAUGCAGUGCAAUAUUGUAUUUAUUAUCUAAAAGAAACAUUGACAUUAGAACUUAAUUUAUGUUGACAUUUUGUAAUUAUUUGGAUCUUACAGAAGUGCAGUUACUAAUAGUUUCUAUUUUCAAAGGAACGUUCUUGAUAUGUGACAAGUGGUAUGUAUAUGAACGAAUUAAUUUUUUUAGUUACUUAACUAUUUAUUUAUAAAGGCUUUCAAGAAUGAUAUUGUAAUGAAUGGGUUAAAUAUUGUACGCGAGUGCCCCAGAUCAAUAACCCCCUGAAUUCUAAAGAUACAGGAUUACAAAACAUGCACAAAAGAGGUUAGAAGUAAUCUCAAAUUAACUCAACAAAACUCAGAAUUUAGGGGAGAACGUCAUCCCUUUACAUUUUCAAUGCACAUGUAAUGAAGAAGGUAGGAUAACUGUCCGUCAUACAUCAUGUUCAUAGGUCAUUGUGGCAUAAUUUUCAUGAACAUUUGUGAUUUCAUAUAAACAUUCGCUACCUCA